AUGUUGACGGAAUCUGUGAAGUUCACGGACCUGUGCGUGAUGCUGUCAAAACUUCGCGAUGCCAAAGGCGCUAACGCUUCAGUUAUUCGCAAAAAGACGUUUGAAAAGUUUCUGGAGAAUUGUCGAAGUAAAUCUGGAAAUGACGAAGAUGUUGAAACGGCUAUUCAUCCGAUACUUCGACUCCUUCUGAGCACAAAGGACUCUAGAAGCUUGAACAUUAAAGAGAAGAAGCUCGUUGAUCGAGUUUGCAAAGCGCUUGCCGUAUCAUCAACUGAUAUAUUCAAGACUAAUGUUCCGAAUGCCACCAGAGUAUGUGAAAAGUUGGCAUCAGAAGUUUCAUCGCGGAUCGCUCCUGAUGAUUUUGAACAUCUGUCGAUUGCUGAGAUCAAUGAAAGGCUGGAUAAUAUGAGUGAUUUCUCAGGUUCGGAUGACCUCCAGUACCUAUUCAAGAACUGUUCCCAGGAGGAGUUGUUCUGGUUGUUCAACGUGAUGAUCAAAAACGUCGAGUCAACGAUCGGUGUCGCGACGAAUGUGAUUCUGUCAUGGCUGGGCCCAGAAGCCGUCAAUCGAUGGAAUGCGGCUCGAGAUCUCAGUGAAGUAGCAGCUCCUUCAGCUAGUGCAGAAUCCCCAUUAGGGGCGAAUUUUCGUCCAAUGCUGCUGGCUCGACUACCGAAGGAUGGCUGGUGGGAGGUGGUAGGUAGUUUUUGA
Messenger RNA from Cooperia oncophora, 708 nucleotides. Lineage: Eukaryota; Metazoa; Nematoda; Chromadorea; Rhabditida; Trichostrongylidae. The record is from the annotation of a GenBank genome assembly.